AUGAGUUUGAGAUUACUUAGCAGCAUGUCGACUGGAAGAAGUUAUCAGGAUGCGAUCAGAUGUCUGAAUGGGUUGCAGUCUAACUAUGCUAGUAUUAUGGCAGCUAGGACAUCUGGAAAGCGUAAGAAUGUGGAGAGUCUGGUUGAGAUGCGGAGGUGGUCAAAACAACUUGGUUAUGAUGUUGAAAGUUUUAAUGAUUUGAAUAUAAUUCACAUUACGGGGACCAAGGGGAAGGGGUCUACGGCUGCGUUUACGCAGUCAAUUCUGUUAGAGUAUGAGGAUAAGAUAGGGAAGGUUGGGUUGUUCACUUCGCCACACCUGAGGACUGUUAGAGAGAGGAUUGCGAUCAAUGGGAGACCAAUUUCGGAGGAGAAGUUUGCUAAAUUCUUUUUUGAGGUGUGGGACCGAUUGGAUGGUACGAGCGUUGAACAGGAGCAGUGUGGGAACGUCAAACCUGGGUAUUUUAAGUUUUUGACGUUAUUAUCUUUUCAUGUUUUUAUGCAAGAACGAUGCAAUGUGUGUGUUUAUGAGGUGGGGAUUGGUGGUGCGUAUGACAGUACCAAUAUUGUUGAGAAACCGGUUGCUUGUGGGGUAUCGAUAUUAGGUAUCGAUCAUACUAAAGUGUUAGGUGAUAGAAUUGAGGAUAUUGCAUGGAAUAAAGGUGGGAUUUUCAAGACUGCUGCGCCUGCAUUUACCAUUGAAAAGCAGCCCCCAGAGGGAUUUCAAGUGUUGAAGGAUCGUGCUGCUGAGAGACACACAUCAUUACAAGUUGUUCCUAAUUUAAACAAGUUGAAAGAUUUUCAAUUAGGUAUUGCUGGCGAAUUCCAGGUUACAAAUGCUUCGCUAGCUGUCGCUCUGUCCAAUGAGUGUCUAAAGAAAUUUAAUAUCCAUUCUGGUUUGACAAAUUUGAGGGCAGAUAGCGAAUUGCCAGAUAAGUUUGUAAAGGGAUUAAAAUCCGCAAAAUGGGAAGGCCGUUGCCAAACAGUCAGAGAUGGAAAUGUCACCUGGUAUAUUGAUGGAGCACAUACAAAAGAAAGUAUCGUCGCAUCUUCUAAUUGGUUCAAGACUACUGUUGUCAAUUCACCAAAUAAAAAGAUUUUGUUGUUUAACCAACAAACGCGGGACGCAAAGGUUCUUCUUACCUAUCUAUUUAACACGUUAGGUUCUGAUAUAAAACUAUCUCAAGCUAUCUUUACUACUAAUAUCACCUGGAAAUCGGGUUCAUUUAGUCCCGAUUUGGUUUCCAUGAACACUGAUCAAAAUUUUAUAGAUGAAUUAGUAGCCCAAAAGGCUCUUUUUACUGCAUGGAACAAUUUGACUGGAGAUUUAGAUUCAGAACGGGCUAUUGUUUCCAAAAAUAUAGAAUCUGCUGUAGAAAUCAUUAGAUCUAUCAGUCAACCCGUUGAUGUCUUUGUCACUGGAUCUUUGCACUUAGUUGGCGGUUUGUUGGUGGUUCUUGAUGGGAAAUAA
Molecule: messenger RNA, 1470 nt
Organism: Eremothecium cymbalariae DBVPG#7215
Lineage: Eukaryota; Fungi; Ascomycota; Saccharomycetes; Saccharomycetales; Saccharomycetaceae
Gene: MET7
Product: tetrahydrofolate synthase
Exons: 1
Coding region: 1-1470 (489 amino acids)
Biological process (GO): tetrahydrofolylpolyglutamate biosynthetic process
Cellular component (GO): cytosol; mitochondrion; cytoplasm
Molecular function (GO): tetrahydrofolylpolyglutamate synthase activity; ATP binding
Source: RefSeq, a predicted model, not a curated record